CCUGACUUCCGGACUGUGCGUUCCACAUGCAGGAAGUGAGUUUUCAUCGACUGCUGCUGCCUCCCAGUGUCCGUGGAGAUCAGGCUCUUCCACAGAUACUGAGACAGUUCCACCGGAGGAGGAGUAUAUAGAGGAACACAGGGGUCUGUAUGAGGACGUGAUGAUGGAGAAUCACCGGCCCCUCACAUCACUGGGUAAGAGGAGACUGUCCUGUAUUGUACAGGGAAGAGCAGAUGGGCCCAGUAACAGAGAUACCCCAGAGAGAUGUCCCCGUCCUCUGUAUUCCCAGGACUGUACAGAGGAGAAUCACAGGAUCCCACAGGAGGAUCAGGUAGAACGUCUUUCUCGUAUAAAGGCAGAAGAUAUAGAGGAAGAAGAAGAAACGUAUGUGACUGAUAUUAAGGUAGAAGAUACAGAGGGAGAAGAAGAGACGUAUGUGACUUAUAUGAAGGCAGAAGAUACAGAGGGAGAAGAAGAGACAUAUGUGGCUGAUAUAAAGGCAGAAGAUAUAGAGGGAGAAGAAGAGACGUAUGUGACUGAUAUAAAGGCAGAAGAUAUAGAGGGAGAAGAAGAGACGUAUGUGACUGAUAUAAAGGCAGAAAGUAUAGAGGGAGAAGAAGAGACGUAUGUGAGGGGUGAUCAGCAGUGUAAGGAAGAGGAGAUCCCUACAGAUAUCAGCACAGCAGAUGGACACACAAGCAGGAAUAUCUCAGAAGGACAUCUAAUGUUAUCCCCGGAUUGUGACAUAAAAGAUAAUGAAAGUAGACAGGAUUCUCCAGGAGAUAAACCCAUUACCCCAAUUAUACAUCCACCUCUAUCAGCUGAUCCCUCUGAUCCUGGGAAAUGUUCUCCUGAUCACUCUGAUAUUGGAGCAUCUGUUACAGCUCUGACUGUAGAUACAGUGUUUCCGUGUUCUAUAGAUGCCAAAUGUUUUACACAGAACACAAAGCCUAUUAACCCACGCACAGGUAAGGCAGGUGAAAGGCCACUGAUAUGUUCAGAGUUUGGGAAAUGUUUUGCACACAAAUCAGAUCUUGUUACACAUCACAGAAGUCACACAGGUGAGAAGCCAUUUUCUUGCUCUGAGUGUGGGAAAAGUUUUACCUGGAAAUCCCACCUUGUUAUACAUCAGAGAAGUCACACAGGUGAGAAGCCUUUUCCAUGUUCUGAGUGUGGAAAAUGUUUUGCACACAAAUCAGGUCUUGUUAUACAUCACAGAAGUCACACAGGUGAGGAGCCAUAUCCAUGUUCUGAGUGUGGGAAAUGUUUUACCUGCAAAUCACAACUUGUUACACAUCAGCGAAGUCACACAGGUGAGAAGCCAUUUUCUUGCUCUGAGUGUGGGAAAUGUUGUGUAAGUAAAUCACAUCUUGUUAUACAUAACAGAAGUCACACAGGUGAGAAACCAUUUUCUUGUUCUGAGUGUGGGAAAUGUUUUACACGGAAAUCACAUCUUGUUACACAUCAGCAAAGUCACGCAGGUGAGAAGGCAUUUCCAUGUUCUGAGUGUGGGAAUUGUUUUGCAAACAAAUCAGAUCUUGUUAGACAUAACAGAAGUCACACAGGUGAGAAGCUGUUUUCCUGCUCUGAGUGCGGGAAAUGUUUUGUAAGUAAAUCACAUCUUGUUAUACAUCACAGAAGUCACACAGGUGAGAAGCCAUUUUCUUGCACUGAGUGUGGGAAAUGUUUUACACAAAAAUUAAAUCUUGUUAGACAUAACAAAAGUCACACAGGUGAGAAGCCAUUUACAUGCUCUGAGUGUGGGAAAUGUUUUGCUCACAAAUUACAUCUUGUUAGACAUCAGAGGAGACACACAGGUGAGAAACCAUUUUCUUGCUCUGAGUGUAGGAAAUGUUUUACACGGAAAUCACAACUUGUUACACAUCAGCAAAGUCACACAGGUGAGAAGGCAUUUCCAUGUUCUGAGUGUGGGAAAUGGUUUGCACAGAAAUCAGGUCUUGUUAAACAUCAGAGAAGUCACACAGGUGAGAGUCCAUUUCCAAACUCUGAGAAAUAAAUAAGCUCUUGCUGCACACAAUAGACAUCACUCAGGUGAGGAACCAUUUUAAUCUUCUGGAGUAUACUCAUUGCCAUGCGUUGUUCUUCAAGGUUCUUAUCCUAUCUCCUAUGCUUUUUGCAAUAUACAUGUUACCACUGGGUGAAAUAAUCAGAUGUCAUGCCCUCAUCUACCACUGCUCUGCAGAUGACCUGUCUUUUGCUCCAGGUACUGAGAACCCAGUACCAAUCCUAAAUGGUUGUCUAGCUGAGCUCCAGGUGUGGGUGAUGCCAGUUGGCUGUGACACAGUCCUGGUGAAACAGGUCCAUAUGGUAGAAGCUCACCAACAAAGGGCAGGGCUACAGCUCAGCUUUGCCUACCAACCAGACUUACGUUUGGGUGUUCAGAGUUACAAAAUGCUGAUCCUAUGCGUAAUCUUGGUGUCCUGGAUGGCGGAGUGACACUUAGACAUCACGUAUCAGCCACAAUCAGAUCCUCAUCUGAGGAACAUAGCCAGACUCCAGCACUUAUUUCCCUCAGAAGAUCUACCUACAGUCAUACAUGCACUUGUAUCAUCACACAUAGACUACUACAAGGUCCUCUACCUGGGUCUCCCAGCAAAAUAAUUGCACCGCUUGUAGCUUGUACAGAAUGCAGCAACCAGGCUAUUACCUAACCAGCCCGUUCCUGCCACAUAACACCCAUUCUCUGCUCCCUUCACCGGCUGCCUGUAAUAUGGUGACUAUUACAUAAUCUUACUGACUCUCCCAGCCCUACAUGACCAGGGUCCAUGGUACCAGAAGCAGCUUCUGCCUCCUUACUGCCCUGUUCCUUCCAUCUGCAGAUGAAGGACUGUUACCAGCAGUACCAAGAAUCCCCAAGAAGUUCUGAGAUGUCAGAGGGGCAGAGAGGGUGGUGGCAGUAGUGCUGUAGCGGGGGCUGCCGGAGGCACUGUCUGUGGGUAAUAUUGUCCCCAAGCAGCGCUAAGGUGUCAGAGGGGGAGACGAGGCAGUAGUAGGGGAGGAUAAGGAGGAUGGCAGUAGUGACAGAGGACAAGGUGGGUGGCAGUUG
Messenger RNA from Pseudophryne corroboree (corroboree frog), 3067 nucleotides. Its product is annotated as gastrula zinc finger protein XlCGF26.1-like. Lineage: Eukaryota; Metazoa; Chordata; Amphibia; Anura; Myobatrachidae. Gene Ontology annotation, cellular component: nucleoplasm. Gene Ontology annotation, biological process: regulation of transcription by RNA polymerase II. Bases 161 to 2017 code for a protein of 618 amino acids. The record is from RefSeq and is a predicted model, not a curated record. The transcript is spliced from 6 exons. Gene Ontology annotation, molecular function: RNA polymerase II cis-regulatory region sequence-specific DNA binding; DNA-binding transcription repressor activity, RNA polymerase II-specific.